This is a messenger RNA of Cuscuta epithymum, 1347 nucleotides long. Lineage: Eukaryota; Viridiplantae; Streptophyta; Magnoliopsida; Solanales; Convolvulaceae. The record is from the annotation of a GenBank genome assembly.
GAAAAAAGUGUUUGGCUAAAUAAAAAGGGACGGAGGGAGUCUUAUCCAACAUUAUUCAAUUAAGAUUGUCUCAUUUUAAUUUUAGUUCUGUUUCAUUAAAACUAUCUCAUACUAAACUUGGUAACGUUUUGUGAUUCUCAAUUAUUUUAUUUUGUGUUAACUUUAUUAAUUUAAUAUCAAUUACUACUAAUAUAAAUUCUUUUUUUGCUAACCCACCGCCUCCUCGUCUUAUAAGUUGUAUCCAUGCUAGUGGGACGGGCAGUAUUAUGGAAUAUAUAUUUUUUGACUAAAGUAUUAUGGAAUAUAUUUAAAAAUAAAAAAGGAGCCCAUGAAAAAUGGACCCAAAGCAUUACCGCGCCAAAUUUCAAAGCUUAAGAAACGAAAAGCAGAGCACUUCCGAUUUCGGUAGCUAAAUAACAAUGGGAGAAGAACAAGUGUUCCCAAACAGCAACGAACUCGUGGUUGCAGAAGCUCUUCUCCUCCUAUGCUUCACGCCUCCGUCUCCUUCUCUUCCCAGCAUGAUCAAACACGAGAGCUCCUUGCCGUUAAUUGAUUUAAGCACUGGAACUGUUUGCUUCUCCAAUUCAAAUUCAAAACCACAAUCGUGUGCCUCUACUUUGUCUGAUGUGACCUGGGAUGGUGAUGGCUCAUCUGUAGAUGCUCAAUCACAUUCAUGUAGGAAGAAGCUUGAGGUGGUUCGGAAGAAGAGGUCACUGAGCUUCUGCAUUUCUGAUGAAGAGAAAAUCUGCCCAGUAAAGGAGAUGUCAGUGGUAACUAAACCGCUUGCUGCCUCUUCAUGCCUGUCAAAUGAGUCUGGAUCCAGCACCAUUUCCAGCGCAGGUAGCCUUGGCAGCGCUAGCAUCGUGGGGAAGCAGCGGGACAAGGCAAAACCAGUGAUUGAAGUGUUGAAAUCAAAGAAAAAGCGGCCAGAGUUGACACACAUAAGACGCCGGUCAGAGGCUAUCUUGAACAUCUUGUCUCAUGGAUCCGCUUCUGAAGUCAAGAUCCGCAAGCUUCUCGGUGAUAGCCCUGACACCAGCAAAGCCCUGAGAUUGCUGCUCAAGUUGGAAGAAGUGACAAGAUCAGGGGCUGGAGGACAAAAAGAUCCAUAUAUUUACACAAUAAAGUGAGAAUUUAAGCAGACCAUCACAUAAAUUACACCAAAUGAGCAAACUUCGGAAAGGGGAAUGUUAAAUUUUUAAUAACUUCAUAGAUGCAUGUGUAUAACUCCACUACUUACGGUAUAGUGGUAUAGUGGACAGAUCAAUUAUUGUGAUGCUUUUAACUUGUAAGUAUAUAUAAAGAUCAAAGACCUACAAGUACUUCAUCAAGUACUACAGUUGGAAC